Messenger RNA from Echinococcus granulosus, 528 nucleotides. RefSeq lists its product as hypothetical. NCBI's taxonomy places the organism in Eukaryota, Metazoa, Platyhelminthes, Cestoda, Cyclophyllidea, Taeniidae. The record is from RefSeq and is a predicted model, not a curated record. The transcript has 3 exons. Bases 1 to 528 code for a protein of 175 amino acids.
AUGGAUGCGGACAUCAGAGACAAACCAGCAUGUACAUUCCGUAGUCAGCUCCCCAACAUCCUCCAACUGUUUGAAUUCGAUUCACACGGUGGUGGUGAAUACAAACAGCUAGUCGUCCGCAGCACUCUGGAUUCGCCACGCGAAUGGAGGAGGGAGAAAGAGCAAGAGGCGAAAGCGGUAGACAGCAACGCAGAGCGCUGCGCAGAAAGACCACGUAGACGAACGUUUGUGCCAACACUGCGAGGCAGAGGUGCAGGAGCCACAGUCGAAAGGUCUGUACAAGUGGAGAGGGAGGAGAGACGUGGAAAGACUGCUACUGGGAGUAGCAGUGGCGGGAGACUGGAAAAAGACGGACCAGAGGAUGGAUUGGAGAUCGACGCCUGCGGUGGAGGAGGCGGAGUAAGAAUCGGGUUUCCGGAAGUGUGGAACUGUGGAAGAGGUAGUGGUGGUGGUGGUGGUGGAGGCCAAAUCUGGAGGGAGGAAGUGGUCAUAACGGUCAUCAAUCUUCACCUCCAAAUUUCUUACUGA